Pristis pectinata (smalltooth sawfish) is the source of this 10715-nucleotide messenger RNA. It is a transcript of the gene nacc1b, whose product is annotated as nucleus accumbens associated 1, BEN and BTB (POZ) domain containing b. Gene Ontology annotation, molecular function: RNA polymerase II cis-regulatory region sequence-specific DNA binding; DNA-binding transcription factor activity, RNA polymerase II-specific; protein binding. NCBI's taxonomy places the organism in Eukaryota, Metazoa, Chordata, Chondrichthyes, Rhinopristiformes, Pristidae. The record is from RefSeq and is a predicted model, not a curated record. Gene Ontology annotation, biological process: regulation of transcription by RNA polymerase II.
CAAAGUUCGCCGUUCGAUGCGUUCGGUUGCUAGGUGCUAGCUGUCCUGGCAAUGAAUGGCUGCUGUUGAGAGUCUGCUGGCAGACACUGAGAGACACUGGGGUACCGCAGCGUGCUGAGUAGACAUCAUGGCUCAGACCCUGCAAAUGGAGAUUCCGAACUUUGGAAAUAACAUCCUGGAAUGUCUGAAUGAGCAGCGGCUGCAGGGAUUAUACUGUGAUGUUUCCAUUGUUGUCAAAGGACAGGCAUUCAAGGCACACCGUGCAGUCCUGGCAGCGAGCAGUUCCUACUUCCGGGACCUGUUCAGCUCAAAUAACUGCACGAGCUUCGAGCUUCCCACAGCAGUCCAGCAGCAGUCUUUCCAGCAGAUCCUGUCCUUCUGCUACACCGGCAGGCUCAGCAUGAACAUGGGCGACCAGUUCCUCCUGAUGUAUACAGCCGGCUUCCUCCAGAUCCAGCAGAUUAUGGACAAGGAGACGGAGUUCUGCUUGAAGGUCAGCUCGCCGCAGUGCGACUCCCAGGGGCUCCAGGCAGAGGAGACCGCAUCUGAGCCCCCGAGCCCUGCCCAAGCCCCCCCCUCGCUGGCAGCCACCCCACUGUCACUGGUGUCGCGCGUCAAGACAGAGCAGAGCGAGUCGGACUCCGUGCAGUUCACCCCCAUCGGCAAACGGCUGUGGGACAGCGGCCUGAGGGAAGGGAACGGCAGCGUGGGAUCCAAGCUCCCGCGGGUCUCCCACGGAGGACCGGCAGGGAGGCAGCAGAGCUGCGGAGGAGGUGGACCGGGCAGCGCGGACCGCACCAGCCCUGGCACCUCCAGUGCCUACACCAGUGACAGUCCUAACUCCUACCAGAAUGAAGAGGAUGAGGAGGAGGAGGGCAGCGAAGAUAUGACCGAGGAGCACUAUAGGCAGAUCUGUAACAUGUACACCAUGUACAGCAUGAUGAAUGUGGGACAGCCAGCGACCGAGCGGGUUGAAGCUCUGCCUGAUCACUUGACCACAGAUGCCCGCUCAAGGGUCAGAAUGAGGAGAGAUCUGGCAGCAUUGCCGGCUGAACUCAUCACCCAGAUUGGAAACCGAUGUCACCCCAAGCUUUACGCGGAAGGUGAUCCCACCGAGAAGCUGGAACUUGUAACAGGAACUAGUGUCUUUAUCACUCGAGCCCAGUUAAUGAAUUGUCACGUCUGUGCAGGAACCCGCCACAAAGUCCUACUCCGAAGGCUGCUCGCAUCCUUCUUUGACCGGAACACACUGGCAAACAGCUGUGGCACGGGAAUCCGCUCCUCCACAAAUGAUCCAAGCAGGAAGCCUUUGGACAGUCGGGUUCUUAAUGCUGUAAAAAUCUACUGCCAGAAUUUUGCUCCUAACUUCAAGGAGAGCGAGAUGAAUGCCAUUGCGGCGGACAUGUGCACCAAUGCUCGCCGUGUGGUCCGCAAGAGCUGGAUUCCCAAGCUGAAGCUGCUGAUGGUGGAAGGAGACGCCUACCACUCUUUUAUAUCGGACACUACAGGGCUCAAUCUGGAAUCGGAUGUACUGAAUGCAGAGCAGGGUUUCGAGGCUGCCAGCCAUGAGGGUGAAGCAGGAUCUUCCUUGGAGUCAACCCAGUGACAAGAAUGAUCUGGAAGGAGGUGUCAAAAUCCAGGGUUCAACCUAGAAUGGCUCGUGAAUUGCAGAAUGGAAAACAAUCUGGCAUCUUGGCACACACAAGUAGCACAGAAACAACAAGAACCUAUUUAUUCUGCAUCAGUGAGUCUUCAAGAUGUGAAAGGGGUGGGGGGGAAAGGGGUUGGGUACUGUUAUAGGUUAGGUAUUGCACAAUUCCACAGGUUGUGGGUGGGAGGGGCACUUGAUAAAUAGUCAUGCCCAUUGCCAAGGGACUCUGCCUAGGUUGAACCCUGAAAGCUUGCAGCCUAGAUUAAUUGGGCAGGUUGAGGCAUCUGUCCGAAACGAAGACAGUUACACUUCCAACUCUCAGCUUGGUUUCCCGGCCCUCCUCUCCCUCUCUCUGUCUAAAGAUUUGAAGGUGACACUGUUAUGUGUUUGCGGGGAAACCAGAAAUCGACACAAACCUUGUGUCUCAUGUGCAUUUUUUUUUGGUUGUUUUACUAAAUCAACACUAUGGUAAUAUUUAAUAAUAGUCUCAUUAAGCUACUGUCUUGAAGGAUUUUUUUUCAAACUGCUUUUUAUCGCAUUUGCAAUAAUCUCUAACCCUUUGUGGACUGUCUAGCGGCUCUUGUUGAAUAGGGUUUUAACUAGUGAGUAAAGGCAGACUUCACACACUGAGAUUGCUGCUCCAUUUUAUUUAAUAUUUGCUCAAGUUAGUACCAAUGAGGGUUUUGGUUGCAUUAAUUAUUCCACAGAUUUUCUCUGCUAAAGCAUGCAACUUGAUUUGGAGCUGCAUCUUCAUGUUUUACUGAAGGGUUCCAAGUGAGUCAUCCUCCCUGGAAACCAAUUUUUUUUUAAAUUGCCUCCCCACUUACUUCAUGUUAGAACGUAUCCCAUCAAAUUCUUUUCAAAGUCCUUCAUUUGGUACGUUUGCUUCUCAUUGUCCUUUUAUAUAUCCCUACUGAGGGUGUUGUUAGCAAGGCCAGCAUUUGCUACUGUCCCCAGUUGCCCUUAAACGGAUUAUAUACCAGAAACGAACAAAGAAUGGCAAAUUUACUUCCCUGCUUGAAACCAUGGCUUUCUGCAACAAUCUGGUUUUCAAGGUUACCAUUACUGAUUCUAGCUUUUCAUUCCCAAUUUAUUUAAUACUGAAUUUAAAAUCCACGGCUGUUCUGGUGAGAUUUGAAAUCAUAACUCUAGAUCAUUAGAAUUUGCAUUGAUAGUCCACUAACUUAAACUCUUGUGUUGCUGUAACUCAAGUUAACAAAAAGCAUGUAAUCUUUUGUCAGAGGCAAAACAAAGUUUAAAAAGAAAAAGCAGGGCAAAUAAAGGGAGAAAUAUUCUGGAAAUUCCUCUCCAAUCCAGCAAGGUAUGGGACUUCAGUGCAGACCAUGGGUGGGUUAUCUAAAAGCUCACUUACCUUCUGUGUGAUCGGUCUGGCUGAGAUUGGUGCAUUCUGUAACAUCUCUCAUCAGUAUGUUUUUUUUCCAAUCAAAUUACAGUCCACUUUUGAGUACAGAAGUUGCUAAAAAUAAAACCAAGCAAUUUUCCUGCCUUUUCUUGGAAGGCUGACUGGCUUUAACCUUGUACAAGUUUACUUAUGAAAUUCUGCUAAAAUAAUUGUUAUUUGAAUUUUCAAAAUUUGUAGAAAAAUGUAAAGUAACACUAAAGUAAUACAGCUUUAAGACCAGUAGGUGCUGAUUGGGCAUAACUGCCUAGAAAUUCAAUUUGUGCUGCUUGUCUGCGAUUGUAUGCUCACAUGCUCCCAGCUGGCUAUGGUUGAAUGGCUUUAGACUUCAGACACCAUUGUCUAAAUUCCUACAGCAUUUUCUUUCUUUUUACAAUAUUUUUAUUAAUUCCACACAAAAAAAUAGAGUACAUGCAUCAAAGAGAGGAUAAAAUACUGCUGAAUAUAUUGUGUUAAGUCAUACUUGAGAUCACAAUACUCUAAUAAUCACAUAAGAGUUAGUUAAUAAAGAAAAAAUAGGAAUAAUUUUAUUAUUUAAAAAAUUCUACACCCACUACCAGAAACUGAACAGAAGCUGCAGCAUUUUAAAACAAAAAAAAAUCUCUGCUCGUAUAUACGCACAGAGCUGAACUUUCACAUCCAGCAUAAUUGAGGAAUCCCCAUCCCCCACAGAAAAUGUCAGGGUCUUCAAACCACAUUUACCUCUGCUCUCAAAUAAAGACCAACCCAGUAUGAAAAACAGAAGACGAUAUUAGCUGGCUCGGCAAUAAAACAGUUUCUUGUGCAGGGUUUCUCCAGCAAAUAUACCAGCCUAAUGCUGCAAUCAGCAGCAACUGUUACUGAUAUAGCAGGUGUUUAACAUAGACAAUGUCCCACAGAAACAUUGGCAAAAAUUGAUGGUAAACUGCGUUAGAGGAGAUCAUGUGAAGCUUGGUCAAAGAGAUCUGGAGAGGGGCUGGAGAUGUGGAUAGGUUUGGGGGAAGGAAUUGCAGAACUUGGGGCCUUGGUAGCUGAAGGUAAGGCCACCAUCCAAAUCAGUAAAGAGCUAGAGUUCCACCUGAGAUCUAGAAAGGUUAUAGUUUGGACAAUAUUACAGAGAAAGGGAGGAAUUUGGGGGGAAAAAAGGGCAAAAGCUUUAAAUGUGAGUCAUUUCAUAACAUGGAACUAGUCCAGGCCAGCAAGCAGGGGGGUGAUGGUGAACAGAACUUGUGUGAGGAUACAGGCAGCAGAAUUUUGGAUCGUGUAAUAUUUAAACAAAGGUAUAACUGGGAAGCUAUCGAAUAGUGCAUUAGAAUAGCAAAGUCUAGUGGCUUUGACAAAGAAGCUAGGAAUAUGUGGAAGGAGGCCAUUCAAUCCUCAUCCCUGCGCUAACUCUUACUUUCCAAUUAGUCCCAUGCUGCAGCUCUUUUCCUUUUGCUUGGUUACUUUUCCCUUCCAAUUAUAUGGUUCAAAGAUCCAACAGUAUGUUCCAGGUCACCAAGUUUAAACAAAAAAUGGCCUCAUUUACCCCAACAACCAUCUGAGUGUUCUGGUUGCUGAUCAUCCGACCAGUGAAGUGAGGUCCCCACCCUUCAAUUCUAUUAAAACUUCUCCACAACUAUGACAAUGCCCAUUAAAUCUCACCAUGACCUGUAAUUACCUAAUUGCCAUUUUCCAUUGGAGGGCUGGUUUAAAAUGAAUGUGGGUGUGAAAGUGGUGUGAUCAGUUAGGCACAGGCACUGACCUCUGAAUGCACAGCAGUAAAUUGUGGACAAUAUUGUGAUGGAAAUGAAACUGAAGUGGUCUGAAACUAUCCCAGGAGUUGCAACAGCAUAAUAUAUUGUGUAUAAUUUAGUGCUAUGAGGUGGCUCCCUUGUAACAUUGUUAAAUAUUGUGUUGGGUGUGUUGUGUUAUUGGUGAGGUGGUGUAGGAGAGCCCACAGCUGCAUCAGACACUCCUAUAACCUGACCUGGAAAUUCGUGAUGUCCAUAUUGUGUGUUCUCUCACUUUAACACAAAAUUGGCUGAGUAUGUGUUCCCAUGGCCAAAGCCAUCGAUAUGAAAUACUGGGCUUCUGCUCUGCAGGGGAUUGACCUGCUAAAAGUAAAAUGCUGCGUCAUUUUAAAUAUUUUUUGAAAUGUGUAGAAAUGGUAAUGACUUUCUUUAAUGAUGACACUGUAUGGAGAGAGCAAAGGAGAGAAGGUCUACAUUUCUGAAGCUUAAAGGAAGUUCUUCUUGUUUGAAGUGGUUCCAUUGUUGUCAUUGUAGGAAACACAAUAAUCAAUUGGACCUACCUGGUUCCUUCGGACAGCCAUGUGACUAUGGCUAGGUAACCUGUUUGGUGGUGAUGGUUGAGGGAAAAGUAGUGGCCCCAGUACAUUGGGAAAAGCUCCCCCUGCUCAUCUUUGAGAGAGUGCCAGAUUUCUUUGGUGUUCAGGUGAAGAGCUGUUUAAUAUCCCAUCUGAAAAAGUCCACCAUAGCAUUGCUGCACUCCCUCAGUACUCCACCGAGCAUCAGCCCAGAUUUGUGUGCUGAAGUCUCUAGAGUGAACCCACAUCUUCCUUACUGAUCCUGAUUCGAGCACACUACCAUCUGAGCCACAUUUGAUGUUUAGUUGAAGGAGGGAGAAAGACCCUGGUGGCAAAUACCCACUUUAGCAGAGAGAAGUUCUCAUACAGUUCUAUAAAGUCUCAGUAUUAUGGGUUUGAAAUCUAUUUUUUAAAAAAAAGUGUUGUGAAGUCUUGUACUGAAUCCAGAAUAGACCCCUCUGUGUCCUCAAAGGAAUAACACAGCCAUUGAAAGGCUUGUAUUAAUAUUAGCAGAUGAUUUCUUCCUUAGUUAUCAUGGUCAUUAUUGCACAGGGCAUUGGGCAAUCUCUUUCUCUAAUUAGAAGAUACCAUUCCAGUGAGCUCCAUGUGUAGAUCACAAUAGAGCCCAGCUCCAUUAUGCAUAGUCUGGUUCCAUUCUAACCUUUCUGAUGGUUUUCCUUGUUCUCCUGUUUUAACUGCUGGUUAAUGGUCAAUAUUACCAACCCAUCCAUGACCCAGUUAUCAGCUAGUUGCCCAUGGCGUGGUGUAGAUAAAAGAUGUGAUUCUUUCUGAAAGCAAAGUUUAAGGGAUGAUGUGGUCUUGGAUACUGUGAAGGCUACAGCAAGGGCUUGUGAUCGAGAGAUAGAAGGGGAUGGGUCUAUUGGGAAAUUCCAGUUAGUGACUCCACCACAGCCCAACAUUCAAUAAUGAGGCUGUCCUUGAGUAUAGACUAUUGGGGUGGUGCAGCAAGUAGAGCCAUUACCUCACAGAGCCAGAGACUUAGUUCAAUCCUGACCUCGGGUGUUGUCUGUGUGGAGUUUACAUGUUCUCCCUGUGACCACAUUGGUUUCUUCUGGGUGCUCUGGUUUCCUCCCGCAUCCCAAAAACAUGCAGGUUGGUAGGUUAAAUGGCUGCUGUAAAUUGCUCCUAGUUUGUUAUUGAUAGACCAUGGGGGGAGAGUUGAUGGGAAUGUGGGGAGAAUAAAAGAAGAUGAAGUUAAUGUAGGAUUAGUGUAAAUGGAUGCUUGAUGGUCAGUGUUGACUUGGUUGGCCAAAGGGCCUGUUUCCAUGCUGGAUCUCUGACUCUGAGAAUAGCCCUAAGUGUAGAGGCCACUAGAGGAGUCAAGUGAUGGUUCUGGGCACUGUAAGGUUCAAGUAAUGGCAUCUUGUGAAGACAAUAAACUGUUAAUCUCCUGCAACGCACACAAAAUGCUGGAGGAACUCAGCAGGUCAGGCAGCAUCAAUGGAGGGAAAUUAACUGUUGACCUUUUGGCCGAGACCCUUCAUCAGGACUCAGUCUCUUGCCACGUUGAAUAUCGCCAUUGGUAAGGGGAAAUCCCUUAGAAGAUUUAUACCAAUCACACAAUUUCUCAACGUAUACCUGAUUUAUUUUCUCAAUCACUUGUGUUUUCAUAGAAAUGAGUGUUCGCCUUUUAACAAAAUUCUUCCAUCACAAUAUUCUGCUGCAUUUUUGCCCCCCUUUUUUUUAAAGAAAGGAUUCUUCCUAAAACUAUUUCAGGGGUAUAAACUAAAAACAGAGAAGCUAUGAGAGAGAAGAUUAUGAUUAACCACUUGAUUCACCAGUCGGUUUAUUCAGUAUUAUUAAGUGCAAAGGAAAAUCAAAGAUGAGCUUCCCUUGAAAUUUGAGACAUUUUUUUCAAACGGCCUCAGACUGUUGUCUGAUGGCCUCAAUUGAUUGUCUGGUGAUCGUGUGAGUAACCAAUGGCAGGGGUAGGGGACCAAGAGGUCAUGUGCUGAAACCCCCAGAAGUAUAUCUUGCCAUAAUGAAAUAUAGUCAACUGAAUUGGCAGACAGACUGGUAUCAUGAAGUUAUUUCACAGGGGAUUUUAUUUUUACCACACAACGUACAAAUUCUGAGCAGGUAAAACAGCAUCUGUGGAAAUACAGUUAAAAUUCCAGGUCAAUGAUCUUUCAUCAUAACUGAGAAGUUCUGAUUAAUCAACACACCUCAGUAUUCAGUUUUUGUCUUGUAUGAUAUUCUGUUUCUCCCAUGUACACCAUUGGGAGCCAUCAGAUCUUUCUUGUACACAUUCAAGUCUUGCAUGUCCAAUUGUUGCUUCCAAGUUAAAGGGAUUGUGGGCUUGCAGCAGAUAAGCAGGGAGACACAUUAAAAGAUAAGAGUGCAAGUAUUUUCAGCUGGCCACUGAGUAAUACAGUCUAGUUUCCCUCCUGUAUUAAACAAAAACACAAUGCUGGAAACACUCAGCCGCUCCUAUAGCAUCUGUAGAGAAACCGUGUUAAAGUGUUGUGUUUAUGACCUUUCAUUAAUAAUAGAAAAUAGAAUUUGAGCAUGGUUUUAGUUGCAGGGAAGGUGGAGAGAUCGAAGGGAAUGAGUGAGUGGGAUGGAGAAUUAAGAUGAGAGGCAAUUGGAAGCUUGGUGUCAAGGGAGAUUGAUUGCCUAUGGUGAUGAAGGGUUGUUGAUCACAGCUGAACUGUGAAGGAGAUGCAAAUGGGGAUGAGAACCUAUAUGAGAGAGGGGAAAAUAAACACCAGAACUGAGAGAGACAAGUGAGCUAUCAGAACUAGCCAGAUAUCAGAACUGCUGAUUAUCUUAAAUUAUCGAAUUCGAUGAGUUCCAAGCACUGUAAUACGUCCAGUCAGAGGAUGAGAUGCUGUUUCUUGAGCUUCAUUAGAAGAAUGUUAAAGGCCAGAAACAAAAGUCUUGAGUGGGAUGGAGAGUUAAGAUGACAGGCAGUUGGAAGCCCAGGGUCACCCGUGAAGACUGAACAGAGGUAUUGCAUGGUACAGUCACCCAGUCUGGAUUUGGUUUAUCCAAUAUUGAUCAAACCAUAAUGUGAGCAUCAAGUGCAGUAGACCAAGUUGGCAGUGCAUGCUGUAUCGCUCUGACUGCAAGUAAAGGGGGAGUGUUUGCAUCUCUAGAUGGUGGGAAUAAGGUUAGGUGCUACAUCUCGUGUGGCUGCAAGGGACGGUGCUAUAGAAAGAGCGGUGGAUGUUGGUGGCGAUGGAAGAGUGAACCAGAGUCACGGAACAAAUGGUCCUUUCCGAGUGCUGCAAGUGGAGGGGCUGGGAUGAUUCAUUCUGUGGUGGUAUCAUGUUUAAGGUGGCAGAAGAUAUGGAGUGUGAUCUGUUGAAUGUGGAGGCUGGUGAGACAGAAAGUGAGGGCAAUAAGGACCCUGUCCUUGCUCUGGGUGGGAAGAGACCACGUAAGAACUGAUUUGCAGGAAAUGAAACACAUGCAGUUGAGAGCUCUGUUGACUAUGAUGGGAAUCGAGGCCAUAGCUGAGGAAGAGGAAGGCUCCUUGGCAGCAUUGGUGUGGAAGGUGUCACCAGAGUGGAUGUGAUGGCGCCAGAGAAAUUGGGAGAAUGAAAUGGAAUCCUUGCAGAAAGCAGGGUGGGAUGAGGCCUAGUUAAGAUAGCUGCGGUGGUCUGUGGUUUUAAUCCUUCCUACGUCUUUACUGUAGGUCAUUAUGCUGCUGGUGCAAUGCAGUAUAAAAGCAAAUACCUCUAUCAUAUCUCUCACCGCUCUUGCAAUACGGGCACCAAUGUAGUACCACAUUAAAACCCUUUCCAUCUUGACUUUUAAUGCAGGGUAAAAUGACCUUAGUUCUACACUUUGAUCUUGUAUUUCGGGAAUGUAAUUGGUGCUAAAGAGCUUUGUUGGAGCAAGGUUGAGGGAGCUUUUCCUCACACUUAACCAUUGCACCCCAACUUAGGAAUGUAUGAUGAUGAUGCGGAAGCAACUUAGAUUUUAGAAACAGUAGAAACAUCUUCCAUAUGGAAAUUUUUUUAAAAAGUUGGAAAAUUCUAUGAGUUAUUAGUUGAAUUAUUAUUCCUUUUCUCUAUGAUCUGUAACCAUCACAGAAAGGCAAUGAAAGAUUAAAUGUAGGUAUUACCAAGAUGAGAGCUAUCUUAAUUCACAGUUCUAAUGUUUAAUAUUAUGUUCAUCACUUGAAGAUCGGCUAAAGAUUAAUGCCUCAAAAUACUUGUCCAAAUUUGGAUGCAGUUAUAGUACAUUUUUAUACAAAAGUAUUAGCGUGCAAAUGAUUGCUGACCAAUGCACUGACCGCAAAAUGUGAGAAUUCAGUUAGGUGUGAUGAAUCCUGUGGCUUGAUCAAUGAAUAUAUAUGUAACUGGAGUAAUUUAAUUGACAGAGGUCUAUACAGUGGUAUUCAAUGGGAAGUGGAUUAAACAGUAGAAGUCCUUUCAUUUGGAGUGAAUGGGAAGUGGCUGGGUCCAUGGAAUUCCAUACAUUGAGACUUAAGGUUCAGUGACUUCACUGCAAUACUGGAUGCUGGUUUGAUCUGUAUUUAUUUGAAGCUCCAGCCUUCAGUAUGCCACAGGCUGUGUAUUAAUAAGGUAAGAUGGCAAGCUGUAACCUGCUUUUUAAUAACAUUUAUUGUACCACAUUUGGGCUGGUAUAAGCAAGUCACUAAACAAAUUAUCAGUGGGAUAAGAAUGUAAAGGAGAAAUGACUCAUCUAGAUUUCAGAUAAUGAUGAUAUUUCAGAUAAUAUUCAGUGAUAGGAAACAAAAUAUAGCUUUACUACAAGUAUCAACUUUCAGCAGUUUCUCCAUUUACAAAUUACAUAGCUCUGGGAUUCCAGUUAUUAAGAGAAUGUUUUUGUGCUCUGUCCUGCUGAAGAUGGGCUCAAAGAACUGAAAAAAAAAUUGGGUUUAGUGUGUGUGCCAAAAUUCAGUUUGGCCAUUCAGUAAAAUCCAUCGUCUUUUAUCUUACACUUCUCUUACCCCUGACAAGGCAUGAAAGUGAUGCCUGCACUUUUACCUGCAAUCUCUAAGGAAAGGUGUUUUUUUUUUCUUAAAGCUACUUUAAAACAGAAUAAUUUAAAGCAUUUUUAGGCUAAUAUGUAUAUAUAGUUCUUAUUUGGCUUAACUACUGUCAAUUUAAAUUUAGUUCAGAGAGGUGGGGGUGGAGAUUAUCAUACAAGUCCAGGUUCUUUGCUGAUGGCUUGUCGCUGUUGCCUUACAUGUAUAUCAGUGUCAUCUCUGUUGUUCAUGCAGAUCUGCAUUUUUAAUAUCAUAACAGUUUUGUACAAAAUACUUGUGCAUAAAUUUUUUUCCAGCUGCUGCUUAUAUUGACUGAUACUUGUAAAGUUUGUGUAUCACAUAGCCUGUGACUAUUAAAAAGACAAGUUUUUUC